Messenger RNA from Pocillopora damicornis (cauliflower coral), 1068 nucleotides. RefSeq lists its product as uncharacterized. Lineage: Eukaryota; Metazoa; Cnidaria; Anthozoa; Scleractinia; Pocilloporidae. Gene Ontology annotation, cellular component: nucleus. Gene Ontology annotation, biological process: regulation of transcription by RNA polymerase II. The record is from RefSeq and is a predicted model, not a curated record. Gene Ontology annotation, molecular function: RNA polymerase II cis-regulatory region sequence-specific DNA binding; DNA-binding transcription factor activity, RNA polymerase II-specific.
UUUCGGAGAAUAGCGAAAACAAAAGAAAACAGAACCAAACAGAUUUACAUAUAUUCCCAUAUCUUCGUGCUUAAAAUAGAUUUGUUAUUGUCAAUUUUGUGGGAGUUUCCCUAGUUCAAAGAUCUAUAAAAAAGUCUGUCCCGGGAUCACAUGUAUAUUUUUCGUAAGAAACGCCAACCUACUCGCGAUGCAAAACGAAAACAUUUGGCAAAAUUUAAAUGCAUCAAUGUUUUCUGCUUGUGACGGAAGACUUCAACAACCAAGUUUUAAUCCCCUCCUCUCAUCUAGCUUUAAUCACGGCCCUGGCAAAGAAUCGUCGUUCUACACUGGUAUGAUAGAAAGAAGGCAAGAAAUGGAUGCUUUUGAAAGUCCUUGUGCUAUGAUAAAAGAGGGUCUCAAAAGAAAAAUCACCCAAAAGCAUUUGGAAAAUGGUACAACGUUACCGAAAAUAGAAGAGAAGAAAAGACAGCCAGCACCACCGAGAAUGAAAGAAGAAGAUCCAGAGGUUAUCAAGAAGCGAAGGGAGAGAAAUAAGAUCGCAGCGACGAAGUGCCGAAAGAGAAAGAGAGAACGCAUCGAAAUAUUGGAAAAGAAAACAAAUAAACUUGAGGAAACAAGGAGGAAGAAAUUAGAAGAAAAGGAGGAACUGUUGGCUGAGCUGCAUGAAUUGUCCACAUCACUGAAUAAUCACUGGUGCAAACUUGUGCCGUCACAGAAUGCUGCGCUUUUGAAUUCUCUCCGACAAAAAUACGGAAACUUCAAUGUAAGUUAGUUUCCUCUGAUCUUCGUCCGGCGCAGCAAGACUCUUGCAAGAACUGAAAGUAGAACACAGUUUGUGGCCAUAUGCAACAAACAUGACAUUAUUUUGAAACUUACAUUAAGCUUUUAACAUGCUUAACAAUUCAUCUCUUAAAGGUGAACUCACUUUCUUCGAAUUUCCGAAGAUGUCAUAAAUUGUAAUGAUUAAUUGACUAAAUUCCCUUGCGGUAUUUUUAUUAUCGUUAUGGAUUUCUUGUGCUAGACUUCCUGUGAAAAAUAAACUGGCCCACGGUAGAUUCCCCGUCAUUA